Messenger RNA from Pterocles gutturalis (yellow-throated sandgrouse), 2261 nucleotides. It is a transcript of the gene NUP58, whose product is annotated as nucleoporin like 1. Gene Ontology annotation, molecular function: structural constituent of nuclear pore. Bases 41 to 1018 code for a protein of 325 amino acids. The record is from RefSeq and is a predicted model, not a curated record. The transcript is spliced from 8 exons. Lineage: Eukaryota; Metazoa; Chordata; Aves; Pterocliformes; Pteroclidae. Gene Ontology annotation, biological process: nucleocytoplasmic transport. Gene Ontology annotation, cellular component: nuclear pore.
UGUGAAAGAACAAAAACAAGUUCAGGAAGAAAUUAGUAGAAUGUCCUCUAAAGCAAUGCUUAAAGUACAAGAAGACAUUAAAGCUUUGAAACAACUUCUGUCUGUAGUUGCCAGUGGAUUACAGAGAAACACUCUUAAUAUUGACAAGCUGAAAGUGGAAACUGCACAGGAGCUAAAGAAUGCAGAAAUAGCAUUACGAACACAGAAAACUCCUCCUGGACUUCAGCAUGAAAAUACAGCCCCAGCAGACUACUUCAGAGUCUUGGUCGAGCAGUUUGAAGUACAGCUGCAGCAAUACAGGCAACAAAUAGAAGAGCUGGAAAAUCAUCUUGCUACUCAAGCGAAUAAUUCACACAUAGCUCCACAAGAUUUGUCUAUGGCUAUGCAGAAAAUCUAUCAAACAUUUGUAGCUUUAGCUGCACAACUUCAAUCAAUACAUGAAAACGUAAAGAUGCUCAAAGACCAAUACCUUGGCUACAGGAAAACUUUUCUGGGAGAUGCCAUGGAUGUGUUUGAGGCAAGACGAACAGAAGCUAAGAAGUGGCAGAGUGUGCCACGUGUUACCACUGGACCGACCCCAUUCAGCAACCUACCAAAUGCAGCAGCCGUUGCGAUGGCUGCAACACUUACUCAGCAGCAACAGCCUGCUACAGGGCCACAGCCAUCUCUGGGAGUUAGUUUUGGAACGCCAUUCGGCUCAGGUAUUGGCACUGGCUUGCAAUCAAGUGGCUUAGGUUCUUCAAGCCUUGGAGGAUUUGGAAGUAGCUCUGCCUUUGGAAGUAGUGCCACAGGAGCAACAUCAUUUGGGUUUGGAACUACAAGUAAACCAUCAGGAAGUCUAAGUGCAGGCUUUGGCAGCUCAACUACAUCUGGGUUUAACUUCAGCAAUCCCGGCAUCACAGCAUCAGCUGGCCUGACAUUCGGGGUGUCUAAUCCUGCAUCUGCAGGCUUUGGGACAGGAGGGCAACUUCUUCAGCUGAAGAAACCUCCAGCUGGAAACAAGCGAGGGAAAAGAUAGGCAGUCCUUUUAGGGAAGGGGAAGCGAAUCAACUUUGUUCAUCUGAAAAGUCUAUUUUUCUAGAUUGGUGCAUUAAUUAAAUUGCAUCCCAGGAGAUUUAUAAAAAUUUUGCUACUUUCUGUAGUCUGAAAUACAAAAUGAAAUCAUAUUGAACAACUAUUUUCUUGUGAAUAGAAACCCGUUUAUGUAUUUUUAUUUUUGGCCUUAGUUUUAGAAAUGUUCUAUACUGCAUUAUUAUUAAAGAAUCUUGUAAAACCAUCUAUUUAACCUAAUGUUAGUAGAAGAAUAUUUUUUGUUAAUAAGCUUUAUACCAUAUGAAUAUAUGCAUAUUUGUUUUUUGUACAGAUAAAAUAUAUUCUAGUACAAAUACUAGAGUUCAUAUCUUCUGUUCCUGGAUAUGGCCUUUAAAAUCUACUUCAGGGUGUUUUUGUGUAUAUGGAUGUAAAUAUAUACAGUACAGUGCACACAUCUGUGUGUAUGUAUGUGUAUAUAUAUGUAUAAAAUACAGAUGUGCAAACCUUGCCCCAUAGACAGGUCUCCUCUUUGUGUGUGCUGUUUCUCAGUGUUGCCCUGUGGUCCGAUAUCUUGAUAUUCCUAGAAGUUUCAAAUUAUGGGGCCUGGGCUGUGUCAUCAUUGCUUCUUGUGUUUUGUUGUUUAAGACCAACUGAAAUAAAAUGUUUAGUAUUUCAUAAAGUUUGGUAAAUAGUGGUUAGUAGAUUUUUUUUUUAACCUUAACAUAUAGCGGCCAACUCUAAAGAAGAAUCUGAGAUCUUGACACAGACAUUUCAUAGGUAAUUGUUCCCAAAAUGUUUGGUUUUGUUUUUAUUCCUGACCUGAACAGCAGGGCGUUGCAGGAUUUCAGCUCUGGAUGCCAUAAGGUCUGUGUGCAACAAGAGAGUUGUUGGGCUGCAUGAGCUUUUCCCUGCAAUUGGAGCAGAUAGGAUGUGCUGCUCUAAUGAAAAUUUGAGUUAGCUGUUACAAAAUGGAGUUGAUUUACUAGCUUCUCAUCAGCGCUACUUGCAUUGACUUAAAAGCAGUUGCAUAUCUUUUUUCAAUACGAGGUAUAGUACAAUAAGUUGCUGCUAAAGACUAGAGGAGGAAAAUGAAUAAUAACUAAUUUGAAGGUUAAAGCUAUUGCAACAGCGAUUUAUGGAUCUUGCAUAUUAUGACAUCAUAGCUUGUUGUGCUGCAUAUCCAAUUUGGUGUGCACUAGAAAUAGCUGGGAAAACAUCUUAAGGAGGAA